AUGGGCCAUCUACUAUUUGUCUUCUUUGGCCUCCUCUUAAUUGCGUCGAUCCUUUCGUUCAUUCUGCUCUGCCUACGCCGCAAACGACUAGCGAGAGAGCGAGCCUUGUUACCAACAUAUCAGCAGCCUACAUAUUCGCACCAUCGCUCCCCCUCUAUCAACAAUCUAAAUCAGGAUGGGAAAAACGAAUCCAUCUUUGUCUACGAUGAGAAGAUGAACCUCAUCCACAACUCCUCAAGCCCAGCAUCAACGGCCGUUCCUGAAAUCCACAUCACCUUCCCUGAUGAAGCGGGCAACUCUGGUAACAAGCAACAAGGCCGUGUGGUGGUGGUUCACAUCACCGAGUCUGGGAGCGUUGGGAUGGAACCUCUCCACCGUGAACCACUGCCGCCUUACCAGAAAGAAGAUGCCGACCGUUUUCAGUCCCUUGACCUUGACAGGAUAGGCGGGCUCAAAGAGAAGGAGCCGUUGGGGCAGAGGUGGUCGUGA
This is a messenger RNA of Exophiala dermatitidis NIH/UT8656, 489 nucleotides long. RefSeq lists its product as uncharacterized. The record is from RefSeq and is a predicted model, not a curated record. NCBI's taxonomy places the organism in Eukaryota, Fungi, Ascomycota, Eurotiomycetes, Chaetothyriales, Herpotrichiellaceae. The coding region runs from base 1 to 489 and encodes 162 amino acids. The transcript has a single exon.